AUGUCCCGCGCUACAGAUACAAAUGAGUUUAUCCCCGGAACCGUGCAACUCGUCGAUCUCGAUGGCACUGUGCACGCCCGCCACGCCAACACGGCGAAACGUGAUAUCGUCCUUAUACCUACGCCGUCCAAUGAUCCCAACGAUCCUUUGAACUGGACUCCACGCCGCAAGAUGAUGUUGGUGUUUUGUCUGUCUGUCUACGUUCUCGCGGUCGGUAUUGCCUCAGCGGCCAUCUACUCUGUCCUUGUCCCCAUUUCCGCCGCUACCGGCCUUACCAUAGCCGAUUUGAACUCUGGCACCGGCUACAUGUUCUUGACUUUAGGCUGGGGCUGUCUCUUCUGGCAGGCUCUUGCUCAACAGUUCGGAAAACGUCCAGUCUACCUGUUAUCUACACUGUUGACUAUGGCAAUCAUGUUAUGGGCCCCUUAUACGACCAACAAUGGCCAAUGGAUCGCCAACAAGGUUCUCCAGGGCCUGGUCGGCGCGCCAAUCGAGUCCCUCUGCGAAAUAACGAUUUCUGACGUGUUCUUUGCUCAUGAACGAGGAACGUACAUGGGGGUCUACGCGCUCUUCAUCGCCGGUGCCAACUUCGCAGCACCUAUCAUGUCAGGCUUUAUUAAUGAUGGUCAAGGAUGGCAAUGGGUUUUGUAUUGGUGUGCAAUCUUCAAUGGCGGCACACUUGUCAUUCUUUUCUUCCUGAUGGAGGAAACCAAUUUUGUCCGACCUGCACUUGCUGGUGUCGACCAGGACUUCGUUGCAGAAGCUCAAGUGUCAGAAACAGCCAUGGCCGUCCCCCAAUCAACUGAUGCCAAAGGGGCACUGCAAGCACCAAGUACUUCACCGAAAACCUCUGCCACUGCAGUAACCACGACCUAUCACAAGACAACGUAUCUGCAACGUAUGAGACUCUUCAGGACGCAAGACCUACAGAAGACGAUCCAACUGAAGGGCAUGAUCCUGCGGCCCCUCAAAUUUUUGAGCUUCCCGAUAGUCGUUUUCAGUGGCUUCAUGUAUGGCGCAGUCAUUUGUUACUUCAACGUCCUCAAUGGCACCGCCUCCGUCAUCUUCACUGACGCACCAUAUAACUUCCGGUCCAGCAUGGUCGGCCUGACCUAUGUGGCUUGUGUUAUCGGAGUGUUUCUUGGCGCCUUUUGGUCGGGCCCAAUGGGAGACAAGUUCGUCCUCUGGAAAGCUCGACAGAACAACGGGGUGAGGGAGCCCGAGCACCGUCUAUGGCUGUAUUGCGCUUUGUUCGCAUUAACCCCCGGCUCGCUGCUGCUCUGGGGCAUUGGUGCCGCUCAUCACGUUCAUUGGUUUGGCCUUGUCUUCGCCAUGGGUCUGCUGGCAUCGUCUAUUACUAUUGGAUGUCAAUUGCCUAUCAGCUACUGUAUCGACUCAUACAAAGACCUGGGCGCAGAUGCGAUUGUCACCGUCAUUCUGAUCCGCAAUACCAUGAGUUUCGCCGUGAGCUAUGGAAUCACCCCAUGGGUAACGAAUUUAGGAUAUCAAAAUGCCUUUAUCGUGGCGGCAUUCGCUGGCUUGGCACAGACAGCCCUGGUGCUUGUGUUCAUCAGAUGGGGUCGCUCAAUGCGCAAGGCAAGUGGCCCUCGCUACUUGAGAUACCUAGAGCAAGUCGACGGAUCAGGCAUGAGACAUUGA
Messenger RNA from Capronia coronata CBS 617.96, 1659 nucleotides. RefSeq lists its product as uncharacterized. Lineage: Eukaryota; Fungi; Ascomycota; Eurotiomycetes; Chaetothyriales; Herpotrichiellaceae. Gene Ontology annotation, biological process: transmembrane transport. Bases 1 to 1659 code for a protein of 552 amino acids. The record is from RefSeq and is a predicted model, not a curated record. The transcript has 7 exons. Gene Ontology annotation, molecular function: transmembrane transporter activity.